This is a messenger RNA of Cinclus cinclus, 957 nucleotides long. Its product is annotated as serine/threonine-protein kinase PAK 3-like. Gene Ontology annotation, biological process: intracellular signal transduction; regulation of MAPK cascade; protein phosphorylation. The transcript has 10 exons. Gene Ontology annotation, cellular component: cytoplasm. Gene Ontology annotation, molecular function: protein serine/threonine kinase activity; ATP binding. NCBI's taxonomy places the organism in Eukaryota, Metazoa, Chordata, Aves, Passeriformes, Cinclidae. Bases 1 to 957 code for a protein of 318 amino acids. The record is from RefSeq and is a predicted model, not a curated record.
AUGAUUGAGCAACUCGUUGCUGCAGUUUGCACUGUUUAUGGCAUUGGUUAUUCAGGAUAUUAUCUGACUAGCCUGGGACGACACCUGAGACAUGUAUUCAGAGGUGCAGAUCCUGAGAGCCCUGAACCCACAGCAGACUCUCCACUGACUCUCUCAGUUCCUGGAGAUGUGGCCAAAGAGGAGCUGAAUGAUCACAAUCCUCCAGCUGUGUUCACAGCACAACCUGAAUAUUCCGAGCCGAACAUCAAGGCAGAGCCUCAAUCAGAGCUGCCCGAAGCUCCGAUUGCCAUCAUGGCAGUGGCCAUAAAGAAAAUUAAUCUCCACCAACUGAGGAAGAGGGAACUAAAAGUUGAUGAACUUAUGGUCAUCAAGAAGAAUAGGAAUCCCAACCUGGUCAAAUAUUUAGACUGCUACCUUGUGGAUAAGCAAUUCUGGCUGGUGAUGGAGUACAUGGAUGGAGGCACUCUGAGCAAUGUCAUCAGCUGGACCUUCCUGUCUGAAGAUGAGAUGGCAGCUGUCAGUCGGCAGUGCCUGCAAGGCCUGGAUUUUCUUCACAAAAUGUGCGUGAUCCAUCAAAAUGUGAAGAGCCGCAACAUCCUUCUCAGAAGCGAUGGCUCUGUCAAGCUGGCUGAUUUUGGCCUCUUAGCUCAGCUCAGCCCUGAGCAGAGAAGACAGGACUCAGUGGCCAGCACUUCUGGGUGGAUGGCACCUGAAGUCCUGACAGGUCAACAAUAUGGCCCUAAACUGGAUAUAUGGUCUUUUGGAAUUGUGGGCAUUGAAAUGGUGGAAGGAGAAGUUCCCUACUGGAAUGAAACUGCUGUGUGGACAGAUGAGGCUCGGCGCUGGACUGCCAAGGAGCUCCUGCAGCAUCCAUUUGUGGCAUCAGUCGAGCCUACUUCCUGCCUGGUGCCACUGAUCGUUUCUUUGAAGAAGAGGAUGGUGGAGAAGAAACUGUGA